AAUAGGGUGCUUUAUUCUCUGAUACUGGGUGGUAUUAUCAGUUGAAAUUGCAUGUUAGCUAGUUUAGUUAGCAGUCUCCUAAAAUAAUCAAAGGGAAGAUUUAACUAUAUUGUCUCUGCAUAAGAAAGGAAAACAAGGUCUAAUGGACUCCAACAGUGAAGACAAGUACCAAAAUACUGAACAUGCCUUACCACAGGAUGCAGCCCAGUACAGGGUGACAUAUCCUCAUGGGAGGAACACAAAAGAGGCAGAUUAUGAUAAAAACGAGGAGUUCAACAAAAAGAGGUAUGCACUGAGUCGCUCUGGCAACAACCCAGGCAGAGUGAAGCGGGUCGUGUCAUGUAAGAGGAAGACCCAUCAUCUGACGGUGGCUCGGAGGAAGCAGCUCGGGACCGGGAGGACUUAUGAAGCUGCAAACAAGGAGAAUGAGAUGAAGUACAUGCAGGACAUGCAACAGGAGAUAUUUGACAUGGACCCUUGGGAGUUCCCACUAAAUGUCAGUAAUAUCCACAAGACGGGUAGAAGUGGUUCUGAACAAGAUGACUACUGUACACUCGCUGAGGUUAGAAAUACUAUUACGGCUCAGACUAUAUUUCUGUUUCUUGUGUUGUUGUUUUUUAUGAAUUACUGCGUUACUAAUAUGCAGAUAAAACCUGAACCUAAUGAUGUUUUUCAGCUCACAGGGGAUCAUAGCAUAAUGACUGAUGUGCUCUUUGGGAGAAAUCUGAGACUGAAAGUGUCUUUAACAUUGUGGCAGAGAAAUGUUGGAGAGCUGUUGACAUACUUUCUGAGAAUCCAAGACACUGGGGUGUUUGUUGAUUUUCUCCCACUGAUAAGCAAAAGCAUUGAUGAGGAUUCCCCCAGGAUCACCAUUGGCUGUUGUGUUGACAUCUUUCCUUUAGUUAAGAAAGUCCUCACCACUCCAUAUGAAGAGUACCUUAUUGUUGGUUUAAAGUGGAUAAAUUCAGUUUUGAAAAACUGGUGGGAAGAACUAAGAGCAAGUGGAUAUAGUGGCUCAGCUAAACCUCUGUUGCAUGAUAAAAAUUUCCAGGCCUUUAAUCAGCAGUUACUGGAAUUAUGGCAUCAGGAACCUUUACUGAAAUUUGUUCCAGGAACUGCUGGAGACAUGGCAAAGGUCAUUGAUUCUUUCCUGUCUCUACUUACCUGAUGGCCAUGAAGAGCCAGAUAACAAGUCAAUUAGGAUUCAAAGAAUCCUAAGUAGAAUCGUUAGAUUGGAGCUGCUUUUGUUUCCACAGAGAAGUGCCUUUUAGUUUGUACUGUACCUGUCCUGAGGUGAUGUCAGUAGAGCUUGAUGUAUUUAUUGGCUUGACCAACUUGAACAGAAGUACUGAGAAUGUACCAUAUUGAUUUAAUCAUGUGGCAAAUUUGAUUUGAUUGUCUUUUCAUUGCCCAAGUAGGAUGUUGUAAUUAUGAUUAAUUACUUAUGUCACAGAAACUUGGAGGCUUUCAUGAAUUUAAGAAUGAAUGUAAGAAUAUUGUUUCAUUGAUAUGUUGUGUGUAUCUAUUCUCUUUAUUUGCCCCAUUGGAAUAAAGUUUGUAUUUAAACAUUUUAA
Molecule: messenger RNA, 1574 nt
Organism: Siniperca chuatsi (mandarin fish)
Lineage: Eukaryota; Metazoa; Chordata; Actinopteri; Centrarchiformes; Sinipercidae
Product: KATNB1-like protein 1
Exons: 9
Coding region: 143-1168 (341 amino acids)
Cellular component (GO): nucleolus
Molecular function (GO): microtubule binding
Source: RefSeq, a predicted model, not a curated record